AUGCUACUUAGAAAGCUGGUCAGACACACUCUCAGUGACCCACCAGACUACGAGUUUAAGUCACCCACGUACUCUACGAAAUGCUCCAAGGAUGCCGAUGAAAGGAAUUUCGGAAACUUCGACUCUGUCAGACUGAAUUUUGACACGUCGGAAGAUUCUCAUUUUGUUUGGAAAUACAAAGCACUUACCAAAGUAUUCAUGCACUUGCAGCUGAAGCUCAAGCGACAUAUCAGACAGAGCAACCCUGCCCAGUCCACUUCUAUUCCAAGUUCAAGCAAGUUUGCUGAAAGACUUAAUAUACAAUCCAUAGCUACUAAGCUGAGUUUUAGCUUGAAUGGCUUUGCUAAGUUUUGCAAAGGAGAAAGGUCACCUGAUGAUUUUAACAACAUAUUCACGAACGACGAAUCCAAUACUCUGCAUGGACUCGGUUCUUUCGGCAAAUCCAUCAAACCCUACAAGCUUGAGGUGAUCCUACCAGACACCACAUUCUGGGACGAUUUCAAGGAUAUUAUUGAAAAGUAUGGCAUCAAAACUCCACUUGAGGAAGCUACCAAUGCACUUAUCUCCUGUGAAAAUGACGUUCAAACUGCUCUUGACUGUCAAGAGUCGAAUUUUCAAAUCUCAAAAUGUUUUCAUGCUAUUUAUGAAAAUGAUACUUUUACAACAAGGCUGACUGGCAAGGAUCUUAGUGUCAACGAGAACUCGGGAACCACUCAUACUCGCAGCACAACCGUGGUCGUAGAACCACAAAAUUCUCCUUGUUCUGCCACUCUGGAAGCUGCUGAAGAGGUAGUUGAAGAAAUUCCAAAUCCCCUCCAGAAUGAGCUACUACUUCCAGAAUCAGACCCAACUACAGAUCUGAUUGAAUUAGUUGCUCGACUUGAAACUGAAUACAUUUCUCCACCGGAAGAAAAUAUCGUCCAGCAAGUUGCUCAAUCAAAAGAAUCUUCGUCCUCUGAAAGUGAAUCAAAAGCAAAGGAACCAGAAGAAGAAGAAGAAGAAGAAGAAGAAGAAGAUAUUUCACAGUCACAAGAAUCAUCGCACGACGAUGGAUCAAAGGAGGGUCUGGAUUUCAGUGGUAAGAACCGCUGUCAUGGAACAGUCGUUGGCCGUGAACUUUCAAUCAAAUACAACACAGGAAGAUUGUUUUGUGAUCAAGAAGAUUAUGUAGAUGCUUCAACUGGAGUCGAAUUCCGCUUCAACAGGUGGGGAGACCCAGAAGAGCUUGUUCCAUAUGGAUAUCAAAGAACUUGUCAUCAUUUCAGAAGGAGGAGGUCACUUAAACUGGCUAUCCGGAACCUUGAACGCAGACCACUGACUGUUAUCCAAUAUUCCAAUAUGUUGGCAAACGUUGAACUGCUUCACCGUGCAAAUCUAAUUGCCUACAGAAGGGAAGCUACUAUCCUUCUUGAUUGCGUUUCGAGUCUGGAAGAGGAUAGACCUUUCACUUUUAUAAUGAACCCAUAG
Messenger RNA from Scheffersomyces stipitis CBS 6054, 1467 nucleotides. RefSeq lists its product as uncharacterized. The transcript has a single exon. The record is from RefSeq and is a predicted model, not a curated record. NCBI's taxonomy places the organism in Eukaryota, Fungi, Ascomycota, Pichiomycetes, Serinales, Debaryomycetaceae. Bases 1 to 1467 code for a protein of 488 amino acids.